GUAUGGAUUCUUUCCCUUCCAAAUAUUUUCUCUCGCCUCGAUCUCACCGAAAACUUUACCAUCGCUCGCAGUCACAAGGACAUGGAUGAUAUGGACAUUGACGUUGUCGAAGAAGCCACUUUGUCCUCAUUCAACCCAAGAAUGGGGUCUAGAAGAAAGAAACAUACUCCGCCCGGGAGCAAUCCUGGUCCCCGUACUUUUGGCCGGAAUGGUGUUGCAAUUGAUGACACUGAACAACAACAAAGACGAGCAAGAUUAGUGCAGCUGAUAAACGAGACCCUUGAAACUGAGCAUUCAUCACAGGCCCAGAAUGAAGUUUUACCAUCUGAACAGAAUGGAGGUUCUAAUGAGGGUAUUAGAAGUGGAAGAUCAUUUGAAAGAAGCUUAAAACAUCCUGGGCAUGCUCACUAUCACCAUCGAGACAAGGGUUCAUGGAAAAAGAAAGGAAAUGACCAGUGUCCUGUCUUUGAUGGAGGUGAUUUUAUAUUAAAGUCUAAAGAAAGAAGGGGAAAAAACAAGGGAAUUGUUUUGAGCAGCGAUCCGUUUCAGCACAAUGUGCCUUGGAAGGACGAAGGGCAGAGGAGAUUGGUAUAUGGCGGUCAUCUUGCUCCUUGUAGUUCAGCAAAGAGCCGAAUGUCAUCUGAGGUUGAUUGUCAAGGUAGGAGUUUCCUUUCUGAGGGAGAGACAUGCUCAUCAUUUACGAAAGUCAACGACAAAAUGAAGAUGAAAGUAGUAGAUUCUCCUAGUUUAUCUUUAUCAAAACCCAAAACCUGUCUGGGUCACCAAAAAUGCUCUUUUCCACCUGAGGGCAGUGUUUAUGUUUCCAACCGAGAAGAAGGCACCUCAGGCCACUUAUCUGAUCGAAGACAUAAAAUCACAAUUGACAGUGGAGACUAUGUUCAUGUCGAUGACAGUGUGGAAAUAACCGCCUCUGGUAGGUUGAAUCCAAAUGCAGUACUGGCAACAUCAGAUUCAGAAGCUAGAGACAGAAGUAAGCAGAUACUGGGAAUGAAAGUGAAAGGACAAAGGAAAUGCAGCUUGGCCUGUUCUAAUUAUGGCAGAAGCUCCAGUUUGGACUCUGAGAACUCUGAAAUGUUAGAUCUUGAAUCACCUGGGCCCAUUCCGUAUACAAGAUCAGCAAGGACUUAUGAUUCUCAGAAUCAUGUUCAUAUUUUGGACCCAGUUGCGGAAGUCGAUGAGCUAGAAUCACCAAAAAGAGGUAACAAGUUUCAGGAACAGAGUAGCAGAGAUCCUGAUCUCUCAGCUUCAAGAGCUAGCCAGGUUGAAUCUGAUGAGAUGCUCGCUCGUCUACUCCAAGAACAGUUUAAUGCAGAAAUUGCAGGGUCAGCUAGCACAGAGGAGAUAGAUGCAACUAUAGCAUGGUCAUUGCAACAAGAGGAUGCUCGGUCGGCUGCUUCUACUACAAGGACUUUCCAGUCAGAUCAUAGGGAAACGUCAAUGGCUCAUUUAUAUGAAUAUUACGCACAACUUCCCUAUCGAAACUCUGCUACGGGAUUGUCAGAUCGUGCAUCAAACAGGAGGAGAAAUUAUGGUUCAGACAUUGAUUUAGAGAGAAGGAUGAUAGCUGAAGUGAGAAAUUUUACAGGGAUGGAUCCGGGGAUGAAGCGUGACUUCUUGGAAGCAUUGGAAGCUGCAUUUGACCACAGCAAUGAUGAACUUUCUGAAAGUGGUCUAGUUACUCAUCACGAGUUCAACGAGAGUGACUAUGAGAUAUUGUUGGCCCUCGACGAGAACAAUCAUCAACAUCUUGGUGCUUCUGAAAGUGAGAUCAACAACUUGCCACAAUCAAUAAUUAAGAGUGAUAACGUUGGAGAAGCAUGCGCUGUCUGCCUGGAAAACCCCACUGCUGGAGAUACUAUCCGUCAUUUGCCGUGUUUUCAUAAAUUCCAUAAAGAAUGCAUUGAUACUUGGCUCAAGAGGAAGACAUGGUGUCCAGUAUGCAAGUCUGAAAUUACUUAAUGCUGAAGAGGCUUCUGAAAUUUUUUGUUUUAGGAUGAAUGCUUCGCUGAUUCUAUGCUGAAAGUAAAUUUUGCUGGAAGCUUUGCUAUUUUUGGGGAUGAACCCUUCUUCAACUCUUUGCUAACUUUUCUGGGAUGCUAUGGUGGAAGUUUGAAGGAAGUUUUCUUCUUUUCUUGGUGGAUAAAUAUGGUUGGGAUCUUAAUGAUUAGCUUAGUACUGUGAAUAUAUAAUACAAUGAAGACUUGUGAGGGAAGAAACUUUCUUUCUUUGCUUGCUUUAUAUGAAAAUUUCAAAUGUUUUGCAUGCAAA
Messenger RNA from Asparagus officinalis (garden asparagus), 2289 nucleotides. RefSeq lists its product as uncharacterized. Gene Ontology annotation, molecular function: zinc ion binding. Lineage: Eukaryota; Viridiplantae; Streptophyta; Magnoliopsida; Asparagales; Asparagaceae. The transcript is spliced from 9 exons. Bases 82 to 1980 code for a protein of 632 amino acids. The record is from RefSeq and is a predicted model, not a curated record.